This is a messenger RNA of Scaptodrosophila lebanonensis, 984 nucleotides long. Its product is annotated as EF-hand calcium-binding domain-containing protein 1. The transcript is spliced from 6 exons. Gene Ontology annotation, molecular function: calcium ion binding. Bases 1 to 984 code for a protein of 327 amino acids. The record is from RefSeq and is a predicted model, not a curated record. NCBI's taxonomy places the organism in Eukaryota, Metazoa, Arthropoda, Insecta, Diptera, Drosophilidae.
AUGGGCAAGGCUGCGGCUGGCAAUCAGGCGGACAUGAAAGGCGGUGCUGGUGGUGGUGGUGGUGGUGGAAAGGGUCGCUCGCCAACACCGACACCCAAUCGUGGCAAUGGAGCUGUCGGGGGUGGCGCCUCGAAUGCAGCAACAGCAACAACGGCAACGGGCAGAAGCGUCAGAUCGACAUUGCAGGCGAGCAAAACAAUAUUGAAAACAGUGUCGGUCUUCCUUGCCAGCGGCAAACGUAAUUCGAACAACCAGGCGAAGGCCUCUGCGGCGGCCCGGGAGAAAAGACGUCAGUUGCGGCAAAGGAAAAUGGACGAGCUGAGUGGGAAAAUUAAUCCCAAGCUCUUGGAAAAUCUGCGCAAAAAGACGCGCUUCAGCAAGGACGAGCUGGACGCUCUAUGUCGUAUCUAUCGCAAGUUGGUGUCCAAUUGCCAGUAUGCGGCCAAGACCCUCUCCUCCAGCUCCUCUAGUGCGGCCAUUGUAAAGCCGCAUGCGACUGUCGAGGGCAUCGACCGAAUUGUCUUUCGAGAGCUCCUGCACAGCACCUUCGACAUUGUGACCGAGGAGAUAUUAAUGGAGCGCAUUUUCUGUAGCUGGGACAAGGCACAUGAGGGUCUGCCGCUACGCCUGGAGGGCUGGCUAAUCGGAUUAUCCACCUUCCUUCGUGGCACACCCGCCGAACGGGCGGCCUUCUGUUUUCGCGUCUAUGAUCUGAACACGGAUGGGUUCAUUACCAAAGAUGAGAUGUUCACGCUUCUGCGCAAUUGUCUCAUCAAACAGCCACAAGAUGAGGAUCCCGAUGAGGGUGUCAAGGAUUUGGUGGAGAUCGUACUAAAGAAAUUCGAUCUAGAUAAGGAUGGCAAGGUUUCUUUGGAGGAUUUCAUGGGCACCGUCGCUGCGGAGCCUUUGCUAAUCGAGGCCUUCGGCCAGUGCCUGCCGACAGACAGUGCCGUGGUUUCAUUUUUCUCGACGUUGCAGGUCUAA